CAAUUCGCUUGUUUUAGCAUAUGCUAUAGCCAAUUGGGUUCCGCUUUAAUAGCAUAGCCGCCGCUACACGUCUAGCAACUUGCAAUGCAGUCGCUUUGCCAGCCAGCGGCAACGCGCGCGGGGGCCUUUAGGGCCGGCGCCGCUCCGCGUCCUCAGAUCUGUGCUCGCAUGACGAGAUUGGUGGUGCUGGCAGGCACGGUUUCGACCAACGACUUCAAGAACGGCCUGACCGUGGAGGUCGACAGCCAGCCCUAUAAGGUGGUGGAGUUCCUGCACGUGAAGCCUGGCAAAGGCGCGGCUUUUGUGCGCUCAAAGCUUAAGAAUUUCUUCACGGGGAACGUGGUCGAGAAGACGUUCCGCGCUGGCGAAAUGUUGAACACAGCCGAUAUUCAGAAGCGCGAGGGCCAGUUCACAUACGCUGAGGGCGACACAUAUGUCUUCAUGGACACCGAGACGUAUGAGGAGACGCGCCUUAAGAAGGAUGAUUGGGCCCAGUAUCUUAAGGAGGGCACGACCGUGCAGCUGCUCUUUUACAACGGCAAGGUCAUCAGCGUCGACAUCCCGCAGUUCAUGGACCUGAAGGUGGUCGCAACUUCGCCAAACGUGAAGGGUAACACCGUAUCAGGUGGCAGCAAGCCAGCGACCCUAGAGACGGGAGCUGUUGUGUCGGUGCCGCUCUUUAUCAACGAGGGCGAGAUUCUUAAAAUCGACACCCGGACCGGCGCCUACCUGUCCCGCUCGUAAGCCCUUGCUUACAAGACAGCGCAGUAGCACUGUAGGCAGCGACUUCGCAGCACCCAACAUGUCUGCGCUUCCUAGCUGGCAGGUACAGCAGCAGCGACGUCAUUACAUGGGUGGCUUGACCUUUUCGGUUGGCCCUUUAAUCCUGAUCGCAAAUUCGUUGAGGAUCAGAGCACGCCGAUGUGCUGUUCAGGCCUGCCGUACUGUCGUGCAAGGUGGAAGUCUUGAUCUGGGUCACGCUGCAUACCUGCUUGCAUCCAAAACGAAUAAGGCAGGAACUGACUGCAUGGGCUUUGUUACGGGCUUGGUUGCGACACGUUGUGUUAGGAGUUGGCAGGCUGCUACGGCUGCUGGGGAGGGCCAUCGGUCCAGGAACACUGUACGGCGCAGGGUUUGAAAGGUGAUUGAGGUUUCGUUCCGGUCGAGUGAAGGCCCGGGUGUCUGGGACGACGUGCGCGUGUAUACGCGGUAAACAGUGCGGCAUGUACCACAAGCGUUGUGCUGUGUUAAAAUAACUGGCCGUUGUGCUGUGUGUGCUUACCAAACAGUGCACACGGUGUGUUGCUGUGCGCAUGUUGCCAGGACAGGAACAGGACCAAGUAGACUGGAGGAUUAGUUUGGGCCGUUCAGCUGAGGCAGAGAGGAGUUGAGAGCGCGCACAGAGGGGAGCCAGGUUAGGGGAGGGCGGCUAUGAUGCUGAAGCAGUAGAGUUCGGGUUGGGGGAGGCCCGGUGGCACCUGUGACGGGCCUGGCAGGCCGAGCGGGCGGGCUUUGCGUUUGAUGAGGGUGCGGAACCGCUUGUGCUGGAACUCGGUUGUUGUUGACUCGUGUAGGUCGUUGUUCUUGUAGUUGCAGCGCUGGUGAUGAACGUGGUGGUAUUUCUAGGGGCAUGUUAUGAGGUAGGUUUCACUUUGGAUGGGGCAGCCUGUAUCGGAAUGCUAGCUGGGGUGUAACAGUUGGGGAAAUGCCGGGUUGGGGGCGCGCAAGGGCAGCCUGAGGCUAACCACGCGGCGGGAGUUGUACCGGCGCUUGGGUGCGACUACACACGGCUGGUAGCAUGGGCGGCAGCAGCGGAGGGGGCAGCCGGGGUACGUGUUGCGGUCACUUAUGUGACGGAGCCUGGGAUAUUUGCAGGUACACGGUGACGGGGGAGGGGCCCAUGUGUGUCGCCUCGAUAGCAGCCCGGAAGGAAGGUUCCCAAUUUUCGCUAUCAUCGCAGGAGGGGCAGGGUGGCUAGAGCUGAGGGGUGUGAAUGUGUGAUUGUGGUAGGGGGGGAUGCACACCGGAGGGCUGUGUGCUCUGUUGUUUCUCGCACCGAGCUAUUUCCUGUUUUGCUUCGUGCUCCUCCCUCUCCGUAUGUCGGACGCAUUGUAAGGGAGAGGGUGGUAAGUUGGGCGCACUUGGGGCCGCUCUAUGCGUUGCUCUAUGUUUAUUGGGUUUCGCAUGUUGUCGCGCAGCUUAGGAGCUCAUCCACACUGAGAGCCGUGUGUCCUAUAGCUGUUGGGGGCGCGUGCCCGGGUGCGUUCCAGCCAGCAGCAAUGGCGGGCUGUGGUGGGGGUUUGGCUGACACGUGUGGUGGCAAGUAGGCACCCUCGUGCGGGGUCGUCACUCGUCAGCUACCUUAGUCGUAGCUAGUGGCCUGCCGUGUAAGUGUUACAAUGGUCA
This is a messenger RNA of Astrephomene gubernaculifera, 2406 nucleotides long. NCBI's taxonomy places the organism in Eukaryota, Viridiplantae, Chlorophyta, Chlorophyceae, Chlamydomonadales, Astrephomenaceae. The record is from the annotation of a GenBank genome assembly.